Messenger RNA from Ostreococcus lucimarinus CCE9901, 1081 nucleotides. RefSeq lists its product with no specific name. The transcript has a single exon. Gene Ontology annotation, biological process: positive regulation of ATP-dependent activity; protein folding. Gene Ontology annotation, molecular function: protein-folding chaperone binding; ATPase activator activity. Lineage: Eukaryota; Viridiplantae; Chlorophyta; Mamiellophyceae; Mamiellales; Bathycoccaceae. The coding region runs from base 26 to 1081 and encodes 351 amino acids. Gene Ontology annotation, cellular component: cytosol. The record is from RefSeq and is a predicted model, not a curated record.
CCGCGCCGCGAAGCUUCGAGAAGCGAUGGCGCGCGCGGGCGAGGGCGACGCGCGAUGGAUCGUCGAGGAUCGCGCGGACGGCACCAACGUCCACGGGUGGCACUGGCAGGAGAAGGACGCCCUGCCCUGGGCGCGCGCGCGAUUGGACGCGCUGUGCGCGCGACGCGCGAUCGACGGCGACGGCGACGGCGAUGGCGACGGCGUCGUGACGCGCGUCGCGGUGACGGGCGUGACGAAGUGCGAGGGCGAGGCGUACGUGAACAAAAGAAAAGGAAAAAUUAUACCCGGGUACGAGCUGGAGCUGGAGAUGUCGUACGUCGCGGAGCUGAGGGACGGGAAGACGCGCGACGGGAAGAUUCGGCUGCCGUACGUGGCGGACGAAAACGCGGACGAGGACCCGGAGUGCGUCGUGGUGCCGGCGAACGAUACGAACGAGGACGCGCGAGUGAAGGCGCUGAUUUUGAAAUCGAUCGUGCCGAAGGUUUUAGAGGGCGUGAGGACGUGGGUGAAGGAGAUGGCGGCGGGCGGGCCGGGAGGCGACGCGCCGGCGAGCGCCGAGGCGGCGGCCGAGGCGGCCGAGGCGGCCGAGGCGGCCAAGGCGGCCAAGGCGAAAUCGAGCGCGUCGGUGCCUAGGAGCGAUAAAACCGCGCCGUUAUCGCAAACGAACCACACCAUCCGGCUGACGGAGAAUUUUUACUGUCGCCCGAGAGAUAUUUGCGACGCCUUGCUCGACGGAAAUCGCGUGCAACAUUUCACGCAAAGUCGAGCGUCCGGAUUGAACGGUUCGACGGGUAAAUUCGAAAUGUUCGACGGAAACGUUCAAGGCGAAACGACGGAGUACGUUCCGGGCGAAAAAAUAGUUCAAAACUGGCGAUUCUCGUCGUGGCCCGACGACCACUUCUCCGUCGUCACCGUCACGUUUCGCGAGCCCGAGCCCGGCAACUGCUUCGUCGACCUCGUGCAAACCAACGUCCCGGAGUGCGACAAGUUCGGCAACGAGACGGUGAUGGACACCACCGAAAACGGGUGGAAGAAUUUAAUCUUCGGUCGCAUUCGACAAGUGUUCGGAUACGGCGCCUAG